Messenger RNA from Ixodes scapularis (black-legged tick), 2103 nucleotides. RefSeq lists its product as uncharacterized. Gene Ontology annotation, molecular function: nucleic acid binding; RNA-DNA hybrid ribonuclease activity. The record is from RefSeq and is a predicted model, not a curated record. Lineage: Eukaryota; Metazoa; Arthropoda; Arachnida; Ixodida; Ixodidae. Bases 1 to 2103 code for a protein of 700 amino acids. The transcript has a single exon.
AUGGUGCAAGCUCGGAUAUGCUGGUACCUGGAAGAACAUCAUUGUCUCCCGAACUGCAUGACCGGUUUUAGGAGAGGGCUGGCAGCCCAAGACAGUAUCCUGGACCUAACAAGUGAUAUUGAGGACAACAAGAACAGGCGGAGGAACACGAUUGCGGUGUUCUUGGACGUGGAACGAGCUUACGACAGCGUGCCGCUCCCUACGGUCCUUAAGAGAAUGACUGAGAUUAGCCUGACCGGUAAAAUUCAAAAGUUCCUGGCAAAUUUUUUAACCGGGCGAAAAAUUCAGAUCAGGUCCGAAGGUACAGUGUCCUCGCCAAGGGUGCUGCACAGAGGGUUGCCACAGGGAAGCGUGUUGAGCCCGGUGCUCUUUAACAUCGUGAUGGCUACACUACCGAACGCCAUCCCACCAACCGCACUCCCGGUACAAGUGUCUAUCUAUGCAGACGAUGUGUACCUCUGGGUGGCAGGAAUAUACACAACACAGAUACACCGGAGCAUACAAGACGCCACGCAAGCAGUAGACGAGUUUUUGGCUGAAUCGGGGUUGUCCCUGUCAAAGAGCAAGACCGUCUGGAUGCCGGUACGGGGGAAUGGAAGAAGGUUUCAACCGCCAAGCAUCGUGUUAGCGGGGGAGAACGUCACAAAGGUCACCAAGCAGAGGUUCCUGGGAAUCGUCAUCACAAGCAGGUUGAGAUGGCCACAAGCCGUAAAAGCGACAUCGGAAACAUGCAGGCCUGCCAUGAACGCUGUUCGCCGUAUGACUGGAACCGCGUGGGGAUGCACGGAGCGGACCACCACAGCUGCCCACACGGCGCUUGUAACGUCAAGGGUAAUGUAUAGACUCCCAUACAUGGCCCCAUCUCGGACGGACCUGGAGAGGAUGGAACAACGACAUCGGCAUGGACUACGAACAGCACUGGGGAUUCCCAACGCUGCCAGGAACGACGCGGUCCUUCUGGAGGCGGGAACAGAGUCGCUCGCAAGACAGGCCAAAGGAAGGAGACUUCACCAGCUGGCGCGAUUAUCUAUGACCCACCCGGGCAGAUGGUUCCUACAUCGAGUCCAGGCCCGGAUGAAAUCGCUAUGGAGCGAGGCGGUAGAAGAGUUCCACAAUGUCACGGACCCACUACCGACGAGGACGGACGAAGCAAGGAUGGCUCCAUGGGACGUAAUCAAGGUGUCCAGUGACUUAAGAAUCAAGCACCUGCGUUCCAAGAAAGAUAGGUCAGGCAUCGCUAUCAGAGCAGCAGUUGAAGCACACUUGGAAGAACACCAUAGGGGGAAGCUUCGAAUAUACACGGACGGGUCCGUAAACAAAGCAAGAACCUCCAGCACUGCGGCCUACUGCAUACCAGAGAAAGGCUGGGAGUGGGGCGGGAGACUUCAAACACCCACAUCUUCCACGGUGGCCGAACUGGUUGGCAUCGAUAAAGCCCUCCAAGCUGCCACCCUAUUGCCACCACAGGGAAUGGUGGUGCUCACCGACUCGAGAUGCGCCCUUCAGAAGAUUGCGAAUGCAGAGUGCGGGGACCCAGCAACGACCGCCGUAAGAAAGUCACUAGCAUCGUUGGAAGCACGCGGAUCCACAGCGUGGCUCCAGUGGAUUCCAGGGCAUGCGGGGAUCGAAGGGAAUGAACAGGCAGACAGGCUGGCCGCAGCUGCUCACUUGGAAAUCCCGGCUGUCCCGUCACCGGCAAAUCCGCAACAGGCUGCACUUGACGUCCGCUGGUACCUUUUAAAUGCAAGUAACGAGCCGGCGCUGCCAAAAGGAGCCCUGUCUGGAUUGUCACGGGCGGCAGAGACCCUGGUGCGACGCUUGCGCACAAACACGGCCAACACGAAGGCUUUUCUGGUCAAGAUGGGAAAACGGCGGAUGUCAGAAUGCUCGCAAUGCGACGAGGAAGAGACUGUGCACCACAUUCUCCGAGUCUGCCCGGCAUACGAAGCUCAACGAACUGUGCUGUAUGAACAAAUCGGCAUGGAUAAUCCGGGAGCAACAGUCGAUAUCCUCUUCCCAGAUGGACCUCGAAGGAAGUGCCAGAAAGUGUUCAAGGCGGUGCUGCGCUUCCUGCGGGAUAUUGGCUUGAUCGACCGACUGUAG